Molecule: messenger RNA, 642 nt
Organism: Amborella trichopoda
Lineage: Eukaryota; Viridiplantae; Streptophyta; Magnoliopsida; Amborellales; Amborellaceae
Source: RefSeq, a predicted model, not a curated record
UACUUUGGAUCCCUUAGGUUGAACGACGAGUUCAUCACAACUGUCCAACAACGUGGCGCUGCAAUCAUCAAGGCUCGAAAGCUCUCAAGUGCCCUCUCUGCUGCCAGCUCUGCUUGCGAUCACAUUCGUGAUUGGGUUCUUGGCACUCCUGAGGGUACAUGGGUGUCUAUGGGAGUGUACUCUGAUGGGUCUUACAAUGUGCCCCCUGGUCUUAUUUACUCCUUCCCAGUAACUUGCCGCAAUGGAGAAUGGACCAUUGUUCAGGGUCUUCAAAUUGAUGACUUUUCAAGGAAGAAGUUAGAUGCCACUGCUGAUGAGCUGUCUGAGGAGAAGUCCUUGGCCUACUCAUGCCUGAACUGAUCACAGUAUUGUCUUGUCUACCAUUGUGGUUCGCCUCACCCCCCAUUUCUCUUCUCUUCUCUUCUCUUCUCUUCUCUUUUCUCUCUGAGUCAUUCAAGAUUUUGAGUGCAAUGGAAGUUUGAAUAAAGCUCAUGGAACUGUAUUAAUGGGGCCGUUACAUUUUAUGCCCCCUUUGGUUGUAGCUGUCAGGCAAUAGCCCAAAGUUUUGAACUUCAUAAGAGUAUUUUUCUUCUUUCUUUGUUUUAACAUUUGAUAUGACGCUGCAUUUCAUGAUCAUUCACA